This is a messenger RNA of Drosophila melanogaster (fruit fly), 1571 nucleotides long. RefSeq names its product otefin (gene Ote). Bases 99 to 1373 code for a protein of 424 amino acids. The transcript has a single exon. Gene Ontology annotation, cellular component: cytoplasm; chromosome; centrosome. The record is from RefSeq and is marked reviewed. NCBI's taxonomy places the organism in Eukaryota, Metazoa, Arthropoda, Insecta, Diptera, Drosophilidae.
GUAAUACUGCUGCCAUCACUAUUUUAGCACACACCGCGUAAAAGCGACGCCGAUUUCAAUUUUCAACGAAUUAUUAAAAGUGUGCGAAAAACCAUACAAUGGCCGAUGUGGACGAUUUUGAUUCUCUGUCCAAUGCUGAGUUGCGCGCCAAGAUGCUGGCACAGGGGCUGCCCAACAUCCCCGUGACGGAUAGCAGCCGGAAGGUUCUAGUAAAGCGUCUGCGCGCCUCCAUUGGUGGCCAGGCGUCGCCGGCCGCUAGUCCCAAGAAGACCAACAGGCGGGAGACCCUGGCUCCCGCACCUGGUGCACCAUCUGCUCCGGCGGCAGCCUCCACGCCGGUGGACAAGCUGGAUGGCAACAAGGUGGCGCCCGCCACAAAGGCUCGGCGCACAAUUACCGCUGCAGAGGCCAAGGAACCAGUGCGUCGAUUACCCGAGGAAGCUAUACGCCGACGCCCCGACGAAGCCGACCGCCUACGAUCCGAGGAGCCCGUUGCCGCCAGGAAGCCAACAACUGCUCCUGCUGCUCAACCCGUACAGACCCGGCGCACUUCCACCUCCUCGGGGUCUGAAAGGAAAGUAGUGGAGCCCUUGAGGAAGCCAGAAACCAUUGUUGAGCAACCGGCUUCCUCGAAGCGCGCUGAUCGAGAGGAGAAUUAUCUUAAGGUCAACUCCCUGAUUGUCCUAGAGUCCGAUGAAGAAGAGGACGAGCAGCUAGUCCAGGCUGCAGAUCUGGUGGAGCAGGAGCACGCGGCCAGACAGAAGACCACGAAGCUCGCAAGCAGCGGCACCACUACGUACGAGUACAAAAGCAAGGUUGUGGAGCCUCCACGCCGACAGGUCUAUGAAGCGACAGCAGCUCCCGUGCUGCCGCCAUCUGUGCCAUCUGCCAGAGCGCAGACCACCAGUUCCACCAGGUCCUAUGACUAUGCGAGCAACCCAGCACCCGGUCGCUAUAGCAGUUUUGUGCGUACUGCAGCCCAAGGCUAUGUGACUGCAGAGGCUCCGCCGGUGGCCUCCUACUCAUCCAGCUACAAGCGUACCUAUGCUAACGAGCUGAGCGACGACACUGAUUCCAAGGAAGACCAGUACGAAAGCACAUUUGCCAGGAAUCUAGCUCGUUUGCGAGCCGAACGGAUUGGAGAUCGCAUCAGCCCGUAUUCCAGACGCACUCUGGCCAGUGGAAACGCGGGUAGCGGUUCUCUCGGCUAUGAGCCGCGUGCCAGGCGCUCCUUGCGCCCGAAUGAUAACAGCGUAUCCGAGGCCUUUAACCGUUGGUUGAACAGCCUGGAGCAGAAGUAUCACAUCAAGUCGAAGCUGUUCAUUGUACUCCUCGUCCUUUUGUUAAUCGGCGUUUAUUACAUAUUCUACUGACCGGCGCAUCAUUGUUCUUAUUUCGAAUUUGUAAUCUAGUUUGUAUACCAUGUUGGAUAUGUUUUGUAAACAAGACUGCCGCCGCGGUCUUUGUAUGAAUCUUGUUUUGAUGUAACUUGAGCUUGAGUUUGACUAGCAUUUAAGCUGCGUGUUAUCCGUGUUCAAAUAAAGCCCACUUGCAGGGAAUCUCCACAGUUG